AUGCUCGUCCUGACUUUCUUCUACGAGCCGCAGUGGCUGCAUGAGACGAGAUUCUGGAUGAUGCAGUUGCCUAAGCUUGUAGUCAUGAUGGUUGUGUCGCUCUUCGGUGGAAUCAUCUGCCGCUGCUUCUGCGAUGUCGACGAGAAGGGCUACAUCAUGACCAACAAGUCGUCCAAGUUCAAAGUCAACUACACACGUAAGCUGCAGCACUUCGCCGCCUACAUGGUGCCGCUUGUUAUUAAGUCCGAAUACUCUGGCCCGAUCGCUCUGGCGUGGGGCGACUUCUUCACCAUGAUGGGAUUCCUCGUGCUCAUCAAGCCCAUCCGUGAGCACUCCAUUUUCUUUAUGCUGCAGUUCAACUCGCUGGAUCGUCCGGAGGACCGCCCCAACACGCUCAAGUGGAUCAUCGUGGGCAACAUCGCUCCGGGCAUGUUCAUCCUGAUGUUCUUCAAGUGGCUGUUCGCUGCUCAGGGAGCUCUGACGUUCAUCCUCGUGUUUAUCACGGGCAUCGGUGACGGUCUGGCGGAGCCUGUGGGCAUCACGUGGGGUCGUCACAAGUACAAGACGCGUAGCUGCUUCUCGAAGAACAAGUACACCCGUAGCUGGGAGGGCAGCGCGUGCGUGUUCCUGUCUGGCCUGGUGUUCCCUGCUCUGCAAUACGAUGCGUUUGACAACUUCUGGCAGGUGCUGCUGUCGAUGCUGAUCCUGGCACCGACGAUGGCGUACGCAGAGGCGACUGCUCCGCACACGAUGGACACGCCGGUGCUGAUGAUCGGCUGCGGCGUGAUCCUGUACGCCAUCGUCAACCUAGUCUGA
This is a messenger RNA of Phytophthora infestans T30-4, 816 nucleotides long. RefSeq lists its product as uncharacterized. Lineage: Eukaryota; Oomycota; Peronosporomycetes; Peronosporales; Peronosporaceae. The record is from RefSeq and is a predicted model, not a curated record. The transcript has a single exon. Bases 1 to 816 code for a protein of 271 amino acids.